AUGGCCAACCCCAAGCGCCGGCCGCCGGCGUCGACACCCUCCGCUCCGAUUACUGUUCUCUCGGAUGGCCAACCGCAAGCGCCGACGGGUGUAGCUGCUGCCUCUACCAGCUCCGUCGCCCCGGCAGCUUACACCGGCGCUGCCCACCGACCGGAACUUGCUGGAGGCCUUGCAGCGGUGGCUGGUAUCGCUGGCCUCGUUGUGCUGCUUUGA
This is a messenger RNA of Cladophialophora carrionii CBS 160.54, 213 nucleotides long. RefSeq lists its product as uncharacterized. Lineage: Eukaryota; Fungi; Ascomycota; Eurotiomycetes; Chaetothyriales; Herpotrichiellaceae. The record is from RefSeq and is a predicted model, not a curated record. The coding region runs from base 1 to 213 and encodes 70 amino acids. The transcript is spliced from 2 exons.